AUCAUCAUGACGCAACUAGCCAUAAAUUCAGACGCGGACUUGCGUAGCUAAUUACCAUAAACACUUUGGCGGGUUUCAUAUAUAAAGAUGCGAGUCCAUGGUUUUGUCAGAAGCACGAGGGACGCGUCAUAUAGCCUAGGUGGGGCAGACCACUUUUACUUCUACUUACACAGUAACUUGAGUUUAUAGUCCAGGGUCUGAAACUGCUUGCCAACGGAUAAACCCAACAACCUCUUCGAAAAAAGUGACAAAUACGGCUGUCUGCAUGAAGACUGACAGUGUCGUCCAAAAUGUGCCCUUCACCGGUAGGAAACGGAGCCUGCUUGACGACGCACGGAGGGACCGCGAGAGUGUGUCCUCUGCGGCGCCAGGAGCCUCGCUCGGCGGGGACUGUUGUGUGUUCGAGGAAAAGAACGGGAAAGUUUCGCUACACGUGCUUUUCGCCCUCAGCAACGAGAAGAAUUCUGGGUUCUUCAAGGCGGGCAAGGUGUUUGAGACCUUUGAAGCCAAACUUCUUCACGUGGAGAGCCGACCCAGAAAGUCAAAGAACACGUCUGACCUGGAGUUCUUCAUCAAAUGUGAAAUACACAGUUCAGACAUCGAUGUCUUCCUCAACUCAUUAAAAAGGGUUGCAGACGAUGUGCGGACAGUUUCAGAGAGAAAAGCACCCUGGUUUCCAAGAAAAAUAAGAGAUUUGGAUCGGUGCAAUCAUUUGAUAACGAAAUUCGAUCCAGAUUUGGAUCAAGAUCACCCCGGUUUCAGCGAUAAAGAAUACAGGAAAAGAAGAACAUUUAUCUCGGAACUCGCAUUUAAUUACAAACAAGGGGAGCCCUUACCCAGAGUAGAGUACACGCCUGAGGAAGUAGGCACCUGGAGACAGGUGUAUCGGACCUUGACCAGCAUCUACCCCACCCACGCCUGCAGGCAGUUCCAGGACGGGCUCCAGCAGCUGGAGAAGGAGUGCGGCUACGCGGAGGACAACAUCCCGCAGCUGAGAGAUGUUUCCGCCUUCCUUAAAGAGAAAACAGGCUUCCAGCUGCGUCCCGUAGCGGGUCUCCUGUCCGCCCGUGACUUCUUGGCCAGCCUGGCGUUCCGAGUGUUCCAGUGCACCCAGUACAUCCGCCACCCCUCUGCUCCCAUGCACUCCCCAGAGCCAGACUGCUGCCAUGAACUGCUUGGCCACAUCCCAAUGCUCACAGACCAUGAGUUUGCCCAGUUCUCUCAGGAAAUUGGUCUAGCAUCACUGGGUGCAUCUGAUGAGGACAUUGAGAGACUUUCAACACUGUACUGGUUCACGGUGGAGUUUGGCCUCUGUAAGCAGAAUGAAUCAGUGAAAGCCUACGGAGCUGGCUUGCUGUCCUCCUAUGGAGAACUCCUAUAUGCUCUGUCGAAUGAACCGGAAUACAAACCCUUUAACCCAGCGGAAGCAGCGGUCCAGCCCUAUCAGGAUGAAACAUACCAGCCCAUAUACUUUGUGUCUGAAAGCUUUGAAGAUGCCAAGGCAAAACUGCGGCAAUUCUCGUCAACGAUUGAGAGGCCCUUCACCAUCCGGUACGACCCGAUCACCAGCAGCCUGGAUGUUCUGGACCAGCCCGGAAAGAUCCAGAAGGCACUGGGUCAGAUGCAUGAGGACUUGAAGACUCUGUACCAUGCCCUGGAGAGUCUGGGUCAGAACUGAUCUUGGAUCAGAACCCUCUCCGACACCGGGACACAUCCCUGAUCAUGCUCACACUGAGUGUUGGAACACAAAGAAAGACAAUUUUACAUUUCUUUCUUUUUCUUACAUUUCUUUAUUUUACAUGUAUUUAAGUAAUUUGCAAGCCUAACAGUGAUCUCAUGACAUUCACUACAUUCUUGCAUGUUGCUCAUUGUUCUUGCAUGUUGCUUACUUUACAAAGCCUCAUAAUUCAAAAGCAAAUAUGUUGUUUAAUAACUUUUACAUUUUAAUAACAUUUAACAUGUGUAUGGAAGAACAUGAGGAUGAGGAUGUGUUUGUGAGUUUGUGACAUAUUAUAUGAUUCAACAUAUUAAAUAUUUUCCUCUAAGAUAC
Molecule: messenger RNA, 2050 nt
Organism: Clupea harengus (Atlantic herring)
Lineage: Eukaryota; Metazoa; Chordata; Actinopteri; Clupeiformes; Clupeidae
Gene: th2
Product: tyrosine hydroxylase 2
Biological process (GO): dopamine biosynthetic process from tyrosine
Cellular component (GO): perikaryon; cytoplasm; axon
Molecular function (GO): iron ion binding; tyrosine 3-monooxygenase activity
Source: RefSeq, a predicted model, not a curated record